AUGUCUCUAAAAUCUUUAACGAAUACAAAUGAGGAAUUGAAUUCUGCCAUCAAAGUAACAAGCAACUACAUUACUAAAGUGGCCAUUGUCGGAGCAGGUGGAAACUCCGGAAAAUUCAUGACCGAGGCUCUCCUUAGGACCGACAAGCAUACUGUCACAGCCAUUACACGCCCCGACAGUAAGAGCAAAUUACCUGAAGGGGUAAUCCCCAAAGUUGUGGAUUACGAAAAACCGGAAACGAUCGUGGAGGCUCUCAAAGGCCAAGACGCACUUGUCAUCACUCUAGGGGCAUUCGCCUUGAGCAAUGAGGUCAAGCUCAUUGUAGCCGCUGACGAGGCUGGCGUUCAAUGGAUUUUGCCGAAUGAAUGGUCCACAUACCCAGGUGCUCAUGAGCUCAUUAAAGAUAUGCUCUUUUACCAAAUGAAAAUUUCAACUGGUUUCUGGUAUGAAUGGAGUCUGCCCAUGCCCUCUGCAUUCGGAUUCGACAUCAUCAAUCGCUCUGUUACCUUUUUCGACGACGGUGAAGCGAAGAUAUCUGUAUCGACAUGGCCACAGGUUGGCCGUGCUGUAGCUGCUCUCCUCGGCCUACCCAUCAACGCCGAAGGUGGUAGAGGUGAUGGUUCCCUCGAAAGCCUGAACAACAAAGACGUGUAUAUCAACUCCUUUACAAUUAAUCAGACAGAAAUGCUCGAAUCCCUCCUCCGCGUGACUGGCACCAAAUCAGAAGACUGGAACAUUACCAAGGUGCCAGCUGACGAGCGUCUUGCCGAGGGCCUGAAGGAAAUCCAAGAAGGUAAACAUUCCGGCUUUGCAAAGAAACUGUAUACACGUGCAUUUUAUCCAGAUGGAUUCGGUGAUUUUGAGCAUAACGAGGGCACACUCAAUAGCUUGCUGGGUUUGCCAAAGGAGGAUCUUGAUGAAGCAACCAAGGUCGCUGUGGAGCGUGCAGGACUUCCUCAAUGGGCUGGUGAAUAA
Messenger RNA from Talaromyces stipitatus ATCC 10500, 975 nucleotides. RefSeq lists its product as uncharacterized. The record is from RefSeq and is a predicted model, not a curated record. Gene Ontology annotation, molecular function: oxidoreductase activity. NCBI's taxonomy places the organism in Eukaryota, Fungi, Ascomycota, Eurotiomycetes, Eurotiales, Trichocomaceae. Bases 1 to 975 code for a protein of 324 amino acids. The transcript is spliced from 5 exons.